Salmo salar (Atlantic salmon) is the source of this 1397-nucleotide messenger RNA. RefSeq names its product succinate dehydrogenase complex assembly factor 1 (gene sdhaf1). Gene Ontology annotation, biological process: mitochondrial respiratory chain complex II assembly. NCBI's taxonomy places the organism in Eukaryota, Metazoa, Chordata, Actinopteri, Salmoniformes, Salmonidae. The record is from RefSeq and is marked provisional. Gene Ontology annotation, cellular component: mitochondrion.
AUACUGUACUGUCUUUGAUACAUAGCUAACAUGAGUUAUCAUAAAGGUCGUGCUGUAUUAGCUAGCUAGUCUUUUAGCAAUAUGUUCCUCAAACGGUUUAAGUGGUAAAUUGGUUAUUAAUGUGAGGUUGACACUUGAUAUGAGACGCAUUUCACUAUCAAAGGCAGGCAAAGUUACUGUAUUUUCGAAGUUGACACUGACUGUCAAGGUAGGUUAGUUGGCUGGUUAGCUAGCUAGCUAGCAGUUCUAGCCAAGUAAAGUCGACUAGCUAGCUAGUAUCUAGCUACUUGACUUUAAACCAUAUUGUGGUGUUUUAGUAUCAGCCUGUAUGUGGAAUGUCUUGUAAAGUGUUAAACUUUGUGGUUUGUGUAGGUUAGCCACUAGCUAGAAGUUUUAUUGAUGUGACUCACUAAUAUAAUACUGUUCCUGUAACGUUACUGUCCACUGCCUGGGAUGAGUUCGAUCCCUGACUGUCCAUACUGAGUUUAUUUAUCAUCAGGGAUAUUGGUUUCAUGGGCUGUCAUGAGGCUAAUGAAUUAUUUAGGACCGUAUAGUGUUUCUUCAGCAACACACCUAUAACCAUAAGAUAAUAUUUAUAAUGACAACUAACAUGGCCAGAUAUCAUUGUUUCACCAGCCACUGUGAUGUCUUUCUCCCAUAGGUGUAGGAGACACUUCAUCUAUACCCUGAUGCAUGGGUUGUGAUGGUGAGGCUGCUUCAUUCUCUAUCCUCUGGUCAGUCCUCUUCCCUGGUCAUCUGUGUUGCUGGUGCCCUGUGUUCCACACCAUGGUACGCCACAGUAAGCUGCAGAAACAGGUGUUGUCUCUGUACCGCCAGUUCCUGCGUGCUGGCCAGGACAAGCCAGGCUUUCUACCCAGGAUCCGGGAUGAGUUCCGAGAGAACUCCCACAUCAAGAAGACUGAUGUCAUGCACAUAGAAUAUCUUUACCGGCGCGGACAGAGACAGCUAGACCAGCUGAAAGAUGUGAACACAAAGCAACUAGGAACUUUCUCCAAACCUAAAGCAGAGAGAUGACCUAAACCAUUUCCUUCUCUACAGCCUCUGUUGUAGCUAACUCUAGCUGGAUACAUCAUCAUCCGUUAUGUAAUUACAGUCGUUCACUAGUCAGAUUACUACUCCUUUCAAUCUGCAGCUGAGUGAGCGCAGUCAUUGUCCUAAGCAAUGGCCAUGGAUCUGAACUGUAUGACAGCACUAUUGUCCUCUGUCAGAGAGGUGGACACCACUGAUGAUGAGGAUGAACAUUUUUAAAACAGUCUCUGGCCAGUGAGUUUGUUGGGUUGAGCAGACCAGUUGCUCUGGUCAUUGUUGUAAAAUACUUACUUUCAUCUAGCUACAUUAACCUGUUGAGUGUUUUGGAUUAAAGACGAUAUCAUCAG